AUGGCGUCCUUACCGACCCUGACCCACUGCUUCUUACCCAUCGAGCCCUUCAACGGUAGGAACCACUUCCGCCGCUGGCGGGAGUCCAUCCUCCUCCGCCUCCUCACCCUCGACAUUGCCCACGUCCUCUCCGAUCGCCGCCCCUCCUCCACCGACGCCGCCAAGCAGUGGGACCGCGACGACGCCCUCUGCCGUGGCCACAUCCUCCACACCCUCGCCGACCGCGUCUUCGAUCUCCACGUCCACCGCUCCACGGCCAAGGACCUCUGGGACGCCCUCCAGUACACCUACGGCGUCGAACCCAACACCUCCUUCCGCCGGCUUACGCGCUUCGUGAUGGUCGACGAGGAGCCCGUCCUCGAGCAGGUGGCCAAGUUUCAUGCCCUCGCCAGCGAAGCCAAGUCCCAGGGCGACGGAUUACCCGAGACGUAUCUGGUCAAGCAGUUGAUGUUAGUAUUGCCGCCCUCCUGGUACAAGGAACCUGUCGAUCUUUUAAAAAAGGAGAGGGACAUGUCCAUGGACGAGGUCUGCUGGCGGAUUCGACAACAGGAGGCGUUUAAUAGAUUGGUGAAGGAGGACGAAGGAGUUGAUAAGAGGGACAAUGCGGGAUGUAAAGCGCUGUCCUUGAGGAAGACGAUCGGGAAGAAGCGGAAGGCAGGAGCAUGUUAUAAUUGCGGCAAGUCUGGCCACAUUGCCAGGUUCUGCAGGCAGGUGAAGCCGACGACAAGCUCGCCGUCGUUUCAGUCUAGUGGAACUGCAGGAGAUUAUAGUUACUGA
Messenger RNA from Elaeis guineensis (African oil palm), 777 nucleotides. RefSeq lists its product as uncharacterized. Gene Ontology annotation, molecular function: zinc ion binding; nucleic acid binding. The record is from RefSeq and is a predicted model, not a curated record. NCBI's taxonomy places the organism in Eukaryota, Viridiplantae, Streptophyta, Magnoliopsida, Arecales, Arecaceae.